Molecule: messenger RNA, 6661 nt
Organism: Toxorhynchites rutilus septentrionalis
Lineage: Eukaryota; Metazoa; Arthropoda; Insecta; Diptera; Culicidae
Product: serine/arginine repetitive matrix protein 2-like
Exons: 5
Coding region: 535-6045 (1836 amino acids)
Source: RefSeq, a predicted model, not a curated record
UGUGUUGGUGUUUAUAAAAAGUGCAACUCUAUCAUCGCGGUGUGGUCGAAAAAAGUUCAUUUUUGUGCUUUUCGCUAUUAAGAUCGUUAUUUUUUCACGCAAUUAAGCGUGUGUUGGUUUCAAUGGUGUCCUAAAGAAAGAACCUUAUCAAACGUACUGCUGUUGUUAGUGGAAAUAAAAACUUUCCAUUAGAAGAUGAGUUAAUUUUACUACGAGUUUGGGAAAGAAGAUGGAUUGAAUUUUCCAUAAUAGAUUUGUGCUAGUGUGUGCGUGAUAGCUCGCCUUGCAACAUCAGAAGAUUGUCGCAAAUCCUGGCAACACUGUAUGCGCAACUCCUUGAAUCAGAACGCGAGACAGAAAUUUUUUUUCGCCGUCAGACAAGAAACAACAAUGGAGGCCACAGUUUAAUAAUUCCAACUUCUGGUAAAAAAGUCCUAGUGUGUCGUGCGCUGUGUUCCUACUUGUCUCAACUCGAAGUGGACGUGUGGGCGAACGAAAUAACUAUCCAGAGGAGCAACGAUUUGUGUGUGAAGUAUGGACGUGGACGAAGAAUCUCCCAACACCAGGGAGGCGUCUUGCACCCCACCGCUGCCGAUGACAGAUCUUACCCCGAUUGAAAUUAUGAAGUUCGGUCCGGAUGGUGAUGAGUUGGUUUCAACUGAGAAAGCGGGGACGGAGGACGUGAUGGAAGAAACUGUUCCAGCAGAAAAUCAUCCAGUGGAGCUAGCAGACACCAAUGUCAAAUCGCAAGCUGAGCAGACUACGGAAAUUACUCAGGCGGUAGACAAACAUGGCGAUCAGGAAGUGAAUCAAGAUUGUGCUUCUAAAAUUGAUAAGCUAGACGAGCAGUCGAUUGAGGAAAAAUCGACGGCGGUGGCGCACGAGACGGACAAUACAAGGAAAGCAUGUGAACAAUCUUCACCCAAAACGCCGAACAUAUCGGUCCCGGAGAGAAUAGCAGCCUCCUCCCCUGGGAACGAAAAGAGAAUCGAUCCGAAGGAAGUCAUACCGUCUGACUCUAUCAAGGUAGGCAGCAGCAAAUCCAGCAAGGAUAAAGAUACAUCCAAAGGAAAGGAAAAGAUCCGGGAGAAGGACAAGAAGAGCAGAAUCAAGGAUCGACUAAAAGCGAAGAAAAGAUCAAAAGAAAAGGACAAAAAAAGCUCCAAGGAUGCCGAGAAACGGAAAGAAGCCACCAGCAGGAGAAGUGUUUCUCGCGAUGAACGCAAAAAACGCAGCGAUUCAAAACCACCCAGCGUUGUCCGAAGCAAGGUAGAAAUUCCUAAAGCUUAUAGUAUGGAUGUACGAAAAUCCGAGGAGAGAUUGAAAAGGAAAUCCAGAUCUAGGGAACGAGACAAGGAUAAGCGAAAGAGUGUGAGAUCACACUCUAGGGUAAAGGAUUCGGAACGAAAGAAAAGUAUACCUCCUAGCAAAUCGAACGAUCGGGGACGAUCCAAUACUGAUCCAAAGGAUAAAUCGGGCGACAAACGUUCGAAGGAACGAUCUACCAGUAAAAAUCAGGAAUCCGACAAACGUUCCGGAGGAUUUCGCAAAUUCCGCAGCGUCACUCCUUUCAAUCCGCCAACGUUAAAACACCAGGAUCGUUCACCAGUGCUUUUCUCUACCCCAAAGUAUACCGUGUGCACUCCCGUCAUAAGCUGGCGAGAGCGAGUUGUGCAAAAAACGCCAAACUCCGUGGUAUCCAAAAAUGCCCUUGUGACACCGGCUAUUGCCGCUCUCCAAGCUUACGAUGACGAUGCAGACUCAAGCGAUGAUGAUCGGUCCGCUCCUCCGAAGCAAAGCAAAGCCGUUGGAGAGAAACCCAAAAAGAAUCACGAGUCGACAAAGAAAAAAAUUAAGUCGAAAAAUAAAUCUUCGAAAAAAUCGAAGGAAAAGUCAAGCCAGAACAAGAAGUUGAAAGAGAAGCGCAGUAAAGAGAAAAAACGGAAGAAGGUAACACCAGACAAAGCUGAAAAGGAUGAAAAGGUGGAAAAAACACCCGAGCUGUCCAAGGAACAAAGCUCCGAUACCGAAGAAGAAGAGGCUCCCACAAUGGAAGACGAGGAAAUGGAGGAAGUGUUCUGUAGGCGUAUUAAGCUGGAGAAAAUGGACGACAGCGAUCAGUUACAGUUUCAGCAGAUUCAAAUCGAUUACAGCAUCGUUAAACAGGAACCUCAAACUGACGAAGAACAGGAGAAGGAAGCUCCUAGUUUGUCAGUGACCGAGCCCGAAACAGCGAUUCCUCUGCCCCGGGAAGAUACUCCGUUAGUAGAGAAGAAAAGUCCAAAGCGAAACGAGGCAGCACCCGUAUUGAAGCCCAAGUUCAGUUGUUCCUUCCUAGAUGAUCUGAGUAAGACGAGUUUGACCGAAUCAGUAACCGAUACCGGGAAACUGGAAUUGGAGGACCACAAUCGGACGGAGACGGAUUCGCCAGACACGGACGAUUAUGCUUCCAACUGGGAAACCGACGAGUUUAGUCCAAUCAAUACGGACAGUAAGACAAAGGUAGAGGCAGCGCAGAAGGAUGGUGAAAAAACUGAGGGAGAUAGGCGAUUGAGGCUGGUUCCUAAGAGCAGUCAUGAGGAGAUCAUCCCGCUCGAUGAUUUGCUGAAUAUCCAGAGCCAAAUCAAAUCGAUGAAAAUGAAGUAUGACCAAGCGAAGCAACAUGAAAGCACAUCCCAGCCGGAAAAGAAGGAAAGUAAGUCUCCUACUGGUGCCACCACGAACAACUUCCCGGAUAAACUUGCGGACGAAUAUGAAACCUUCAUGCAGUCGCUUAGCAAACAGAAUAUACUGAAUGAAGAGUCAAAGGAAAGUUUAGGAGAAGAACGUUCGAAGAAAGAGAAGCAUAAGCGACGGUCAAAUAAAAGGAGAGCCUCCAGCAGCACCACCACUAGCUCAAGUACGUCAUCUGGUAGUUCUAGUUCCGAUUCGAGCUCAUCGAGCUCUUCGUCCAGUUCUAGUUCGAGUUCAUCUGAUUCGGACACGUCCGAUAGUUCCGAUGACGAGAGAAAGAAGAUGAAAACAAUGCUCGCCAAACGGAAGAAGAACCUUAUGGCGAAACCAAUUAUCCCAGUCGAGGACAUAGAGAAGCUGGCCAGUGAGUUAAUGCAGUCGGAUGAUAUGUUCAUCGAUCCCGAGCCCACUGAGCAUGCACCGGAAGUAACGCCUCCCAAAACACCAACACUUGUCAUUCCCGAGCAUCUGCUGCCGAAGAUUAAAUCUAACAUUUCCCUGACAACACCUUCCAAGAUCUAUAGCAUAAGAGAUGACUCUCAGGUUGAAUCGGUCAGUAGUCAUGAGUCGGUAACGAACGUUGCCAAGCCGCUCAGUUUGUCUAGGGACUCACCUUUUAAGCUGAAGCUUCAGGCGAAGAACAAAGUAUUGUCAGCCGUGACCACUUCAGUGUUGCUUGGUCCGGAGGACGACGAAGAGGAUCAAAACAAAAAGAAACUCGAAGGAACGACUACCAGGACUGAGGAGGGAGUGAAUUCUUUCGAUGUCCCUUCUCAACAGCCUGAUAAACGUGAGUCUAGAUCAUCUAACGAACGCAAAUCAAAAGAACGCAGUCCGAAGCGACAUCGUGAAAAAGCCGAGAAACGUCGCUCGAAAGAGAGACGUAGUGACAGCAAGUCGAAAGAUUCCAGUCCUUCGAAGAAACGUAUGUCGUCGGAUAGGGAUCGGGAACGGCGUUCGGAGCGACCACAUCGUUCACGAAGUCCACUCGCGUCGCGUAGGAUAAGAAGUCCUCCCCCGCCUUCGUCAUCGCGAAGAAGACGCACGAGAUCCAGAUCACGAAGCGCAAGUCCAGCUGUCCACCAGAGGAGACCACCAAGUCCGCCAGUUCGCGAUCGAAGCCCAAGAGAUCGUAGAUAUUCAACCGAGCGGGAACGCAAACGAUCAAGAUCUCCUUACUAUCAGCGACCUCCAUCACCCACUGAUAAACCCCCGGCCGAAAAUCAGAUAGACGUCGUAACAAGCUCCGGUUCCGGAAACUCGGGUGCAUUUGCCUCGACCAAUGAUCAGUCUCCUGUAACGGGUUACAAGAAGAGUUUGGCUGAUUCGACGAUAAGCGAUGCAGAGCUGGAAAUUCAAAAGCGAAAGCCGACCGGUUUCAGUGAAAGUUCCGCAUACAACAAUGUGUACUCAAAAACAUACGGUUUCUAUGGUCCAGAAGACAUGGUUCUUGAAGGUCCGGAGGGGGCGGAUUCCCCGAAACGACCUUCACUAGACGAUCGCAUUAAUAUCGUCCUCGGAAUGAACGGUGAAGCUCCAAAACGACCUGAAAUUGCAUCUGCACCGCCUCCCACGGAGCACUAUCCGGAAUACCAACCAAUUCAAACCCAUAUCCAUCAUGAAAUGCAGCAACAAUAUCCAACGCCACACUUUCCGGGGCCCGUGAAUGGUCCACGACCAAUAAUGCAUCCGUCCCAUCCACAUAUGCACGCGUAUCACCAAAACUACCCGCCGGAUUACCAUGCAAGACCCCCCGGACCACCUCCGUAUGGAUAUGGAACUGCCCCACGUCCACCAUUUUACCCUGGUCCUCGAGGUCCACCCCAAGCUGGUGGUUGGCAGCGCCCUCCUCAUGGUUCGGCUAUGCAGCCCAUUCCGCCGCAUCUUAGUGGAGGAACCUAUCCGAACAAUAUGUACCACCAAAGUACGAACAUGCAAACACCACCUCCACCACUGCCGGGCGAUCAGCAGAAAACAUUCGUCAAACAAGUGGGUAACGUGCUGGAAAUUGUUCCAUCUGCGGUUCCACCACCAGCGCCACCAUCCCUCAACGCUCAACUACAGCAGCAACCAAUAAAACCAACUCCAGUCGACGCCCCAGUAUCGCAAGGUUCCUUCCCAGCAGUCACGCCAGGCAGUGCUCUGGCCAUCCCCCCGACGUCCUCCAUUCUGGUUACCCCUAAAAUCCUCACCGCAGAGGAGCUCAAACGGAGACACGAGCGACGGCUGGAGCUGAAGAAAAAAAUUCGAGCGGAACGUGAGAAGAAGCGGCUGGAGAAAAAGAUGCGCAAAGAGAAGCUCAAAAUGGAGGUCAAACGGUUGCUGGCGGAAACCGCCACCGUAGCGAACAGUUCCUCCGAAGAGGAUGAGUUCGAUGCCGCGAAACACCGAGAGGUUAUUGCUUCGCUCAACAAGAGCUACGAGAAGAGUAUUCUCCGCACAAAGACCGGCGCAUGUGUGGCUCGGAAAUCAGUAAUAUUCGCGGACGGCGUUGCUCCAGGAGACGAAUCAUCUUCGUCGGGAGCGGAAGCUCUGCGGUCUCCAGCUAAAAUCACAGCCUCUAAAAUGCGCAAGAAACUUCGCCGGAAACGAACGCUCAAGGCAACCGGGAAGAAACGUUUGCUCGAUAGGUUGAAGCUGCCGGAUAUCGAUCUGGAGGAUAAGGAACGUGUCGAUCCAGAGUUGGAUGCUAUGCCACCACCAUCGCCUCCACCGGGAUCUCCUCCGCCAGAACUAAUGCAGCCACGCUGCAUCAACCCUCCCCCCGUCCAGAUGAUUGACUUUCGUGAUGCCCCACCCAUGCUGCCCUUUCGUUCUUCUAGUAGCGCUUCUACACCUUCGAACACGCCUUCUUCUUCUGGCUCUAACAUGCCGUCUGCUGCGUAUUCUCCUGCAACACCAACAUCCUCGAACGGUGGCAAUAAUUCUGCUCCUAAUUCGAAUCACAAUAUAAGCGGCAUGAGUGUACCGCAGCCACCGUCGAAUUCCUCCGGAGGUUCGAUGAAUUCUGGCCCCAGUAUGUACCGGUCGGGUCCUCCAAAUAUGCCCCCGCAUAUGCGAGGACACCCUCACAACCACCACUAUCACCAUCCACACAAUCAACACCAUCAGCAUCAGCAUUCAUCGUCACCACUGCCACCACCGCUACCACCUCCCAUGGCCGGCAUGUCUUCCGGAGGAAUGAUCAAAAAGUCACGUCGCGAUGGUUUUCGCGGUGUUCCACCGCCUCCAGCGGAUUCAAUCCAUUCCAUCGAGACGAUCGGAUCCACUGGCACUGCUAUGCGCCACUCGACAUACGACGGAUCCCACUGAAUGGCGCAAAUGUCGUUCCGUACAGGAGAUAAAUAGCUCGCUUUCGUUUCAUUUGAAUCACACAUACACACACAGCGUAGCAUCAAUGGGAUGCUAAGUUAUCGCGGAAUAGAAUUUACCGAUAGACGGUAAUAGUGUCGUAUGUGCAGCCUAGAUGAGUUUGUUGAGGCCAAUCCAAAUAAAAUAGCAACAUAAUUAUUUUAAACUGUAAAUUAUGAAAUUCACAAUUUAUAAGAAGGCAAAGGAUUAAUAUGAACGCGAAGAGACAGAAACAAGAAAAGCUAGCUAUAAUUAGAUGUAAUUAACAGAUCGUGUUAAGUAUGCUUAAAUUAAUAACAUAAAAUCAUAUGCAAUUAAUCCAAUAGAACAUGUUAUAUUCUGUAGGACUGAAUGAAGGAGAAUUUAUUUUGUGAGAAAUAUUCCUCUCUUUAGCUACUUUAGCUGGUGAAUGAAUUGUAGCAUACGCCGACAAAAACGCUUUUUGGUGUCGGAUUUCCCGACAGAAAAACAAAAUAGCGUGAAUUAAUGUCAAUAGGCCACUAAUGUCCGCUGUCACGAAUAAGCUUGAUUUGAUGUAUUUAUCCUAAUUAAACGGUGGAUCCGCAACACUGAGCAA